UUGGUUAUUAGAGGCAAUGAAGUUACAACUGGAGAGCGAAACUCUAGUCGAUUCCAUCGAAGGGACUGGUGACAUUUCUGGGGAACUUCCUGCAACAGAACCUGGGUGUUCUGCUCCCUCGGACGUACUUCAAAGGAGCUUCGGCGCUUGCCACCUGUAUAGUUUGCCUCCUUGUUUAGUGAAGGACUUGUUGUACCGAACUUUGACUGCGGAUAAAUCGUUCAAUCGUACGCAGAGCACAACUGACCGAAAUGGUGAUACUGCUGCUGCACCAUCCUCACAUUCGUCGCGCUUCAAGACUCGUCGUCUUCGGACGCGGCGCAAGCAAGAUGCAUUUCCACAUGAUCCACACGAAGAACGUCCAGAUGAUGGGACACCAAGUUCUUCAGCAGACACCCUCUUCCAACGCCAACUGAAUGGAUGUUUGGGACGUGUUCCACCCAAAUUUUACCAAUCCCUUUAUCUUAUUUUGGAACGAUCUCCUCAUGGUGUUCUCAUCUGGAACAAAUUACUACCGCAAGUCAGUUUUUUGGUUCUCUUUUUUGUUGUGAAUGUUCCGCUGAAUUCAUCACUUAGCUAUCCCCGCUGUUGA
Molecule: messenger RNA, 592 nt
Organism: Dicrocoelium dendriticum
Lineage: Eukaryota; Metazoa; Platyhelminthes; Trematoda; Plagiorchiida; Dicrocoeliidae
Source: the annotation of a GenBank genome assembly